Molecule: messenger RNA, 978 nt
Organism: Spea bombifrons (plains spadefoot toad)
Lineage: Eukaryota; Metazoa; Chordata; Amphibia; Anura; Pelobatidae
Product: olfactory receptor 6N1-like
Exons: 2
Coding region: 1-978 (325 amino acids)
Biological process (GO): G protein-coupled receptor signaling pathway
Cellular component (GO): membrane
Molecular function (GO): olfactory receptor activity; G protein-coupled receptor activity
Source: RefSeq, a predicted model, not a curated record
AUGGGAGUCUAUCUGCAAAAGGUGACCGGACAAUACACCGAUCAUGGGAACUCUUCCAGUCGUCCCCUAGGCCCUGUGACGGAGUUCAUCAUUUUUGGAUUCCCAAGCCUUCAGAGAUACCCUAUGUCUCUCUUCUUCCUCUUUCUUCUUAUAUAUCUUUUCUCAGUCACAGGAAAUGGAAUUAUUUUCACUCUGGUCGUCCUGGAUUCCCGGUUACAAACUCCAAUGUAUUUCUUCGUCAGCAACUUAUCUUUUUUGGACUUGAGCUACACAUCGGUUACUGUGCCUAAAAUGUUGGCCAAGUUCUCGAUGAACUUGGACACCAUUUCCUACGCCGGCUGCUUCAUCCAAAUGUAUGUUUUUCUUUCUUUAGCCGCUGCUGAAUGUCUUCUCCUCUGCGUUAUGGCUUACGAUCGCUAUUUAGCCAUAUGCUCCCCUCUUCAUUAUUCUACUGUCAUGACCUACAGGUUGUGUCUACUCUUGUCUGCUGCAGCAUGGUUUGGUGGGUUCAUGACCCCAGUGACAUUGUUAAUUUUGGCUUUGAGGCUGCCUUUUUGCGGGCCAAAUAUUAUCCUCCAUUAUUACUGUGACCACCCUCCUUUGCUGCAGUUGGCCUGUACGGACACGUCCUUCAACGUAGCAGUCGGUUCUUCUAUUGGCGCUUUCAUACUUUUGAUAAGCUUUACUUUCAUCGUGGUCUCCUACGUCAAAAUUAUAUUGGCCAUCCUCAAAAUAGCUUCCCAUGACGGGCGCAAAAAAACAUUCUCCACGUGUGCCUCCCAUUUUGCGGUAGUGAACUUGUUUUACCUGCCGCUGAUCUUCAUGUACGUACGGCCAAAGGCCUCCUACGCUUCAGAUGUGGACUCCCUGGUAGCCAUGCUCUACACAGUAUUAACACCCAUGAUGAAUCCGAUCAUAUACAGUCUGAGGAAUAAAGAUAUUAAGCAGAGUUUUAGGAAGAAGCUUCAGUUUAAAUAA